Molecule: messenger RNA, 795 nt
Organism: Dentiscutata erythropus
Lineage: Eukaryota; Fungi; Glomeromycota; Glomeromycetes; Diversisporales; Gigasporaceae
Source: the annotation of a GenBank genome assembly
AUGGCUUCAGCAUGGUCACUAAGCGCUGAUUUUUCUACUAUAAAUUCUUAUACAGUAUGGUCUUAUGGAUAUAAACCUCCCGGUUAUCAAGUUACUGGGUCAUUUGUUUUAUUUACACACUUAACACUGGACCCACUAGAUAGUGGAAUUAUCUUUUGGACUCCCCCUGAAAAUGUUCCAAACCCGCAAAACAACGUUAAUCCAAUACAUGAAGACGGUCCAAGUAUAUCAUACAACCUCAAUCCAAUUACAACCAUUUUAGAUGUUGGUAGUAGUAGGAUUAUAUAUCCCGCACAUAGCAUCAAUAUACAUCCUUCUUGCGAUGGUAAAUUUUCUGUAGCGAGGUUUACUGCACCGGUAGACGGAAAUUAUGCUCUAAGCGUUAUAUUCACGCAUAUUGAUGACCAUUCAAACUUUACACAUACGGGAGGUUAUAUUAUAUAUAACAAUUCAAUGACACUUUGGGAAACCGAUAUAUUUGGUAUCGGAGAUCUUAAGUCGUACGAGUCAGCAGAAAGUGGUAUUACAGUCAAAAAAAAUGAAACAAUCGACUUCAUUAUAGGAAAUGGUCUAGAUAAUACAUGCUAUUAUGAUUCUACUCUUGCAAAUGUUGAAAUACGUUUAUUGCUGAAUAAUUCAACAAAUAAACAACCUCUUAUGUCUACCAUUUUAUUUGGAUUUGGGCUUGGCCUUUUCUGUUAUUAUAUUUCAUACGUACUUUAUUCACGUUACAAACAUUGGAAGAACACUUCCAUUUACGAGCCAUUGAUGGCUAAUACAGUGGCACAUCCAUAA